Ophidiomyces ophidiicola is the source of this 1017-nucleotide messenger RNA. RefSeq lists its product as uncharacterized. The transcript has 2 exons. Lineage: Eukaryota; Fungi; Ascomycota; Eurotiomycetes; Onygenales; Onygenaceae. Gene Ontology annotation, molecular function: metal ion transmembrane transporter activity. The record is from RefSeq and is a predicted model, not a curated record. Gene Ontology annotation, biological process: zinc ion transport; transmembrane transport. Gene Ontology annotation, cellular component: membrane. The coding region runs from base 1 to 1017 and encodes 338 amino acids.
AUGGGGGACCUUAUCACUUUGCUCGUUUUGAGCAUUUUGAUGGCCGCUGCCUCAUUUCUUGUCGGCUCUCUUCCUUUGUCGUUUUCGCUUUCCGCCUCGCAACUCCGAUUUAUAACAACGCUUGGAAUGGGUAUCUUGGUUGGAACAUCGUUGAUUGUCAUCAUUCCCGAAGGUGUCGAGACUCUAUACAGCUCUACGGGAGCCUCACAUGGCCAUGCCCAUAAAAGGGAGGUCAUAUCUUAUGCGAAUGGCGCCCAGUGGAGCCAUCAUUCACUACCAGUGUUAUUACCUCGUGCAGAGACAGGUGACGGACAUAAUGCGCCCGAAACACCACCAACUGUAAAAGCGCCACCGACCGCCAUCGAUGACGGAAAAAAAGGAGGGAACAAGCCGGGGCCAGGCCACACAGACCAGCAUUCGUCGGACAAAAAUGAAAAAAGCCACGAGAAAGAGCGUUCUCCCCAUGCGUGGGUAGGCGUAGGGCUGAUAAGUGGCUUUCUCUUAAUGUACCUCGUGGAUCAAUUACCGCAAUACCUUACUUCGUCAUCCAACCAGCAAAACCGCCCGUAUCACAUAUCCCUUGAUGAUUUAGGCUCUGGUAUUGGGAGGGGAAAUUCCCCAUCCCAAACAGGAAGUGGGCUUUUUGAUUUUGGAAAUGGGGCAACGCAAUCCCAGGGCUUUGCAACAACCGUGGGACUGGUGAUCCAUGCUGCCGCGGACGGAAUUGCCCUUGGUGCAUCGUCGUCGAACACCAGCCUGAGUUUCAUUAUUUUCAUCGCGAUCAUGGUUCAUAAGGCGCCGGCGUCUUUUGGACUGACCUCCGUGUUGUUGAAGCAAGGACUCUCUAUUCGAGCGGCCAGAGGGCACCUGUUGGUGUUUAGUUUGGCCGCUCCGGUGGGGGCCAUUCUGACCUGGCUUGUUGCCAAUACAGUAUUUGCUAGUCAUGGAAGCGAUGAACAGGCUACGCGAUGGAGGACAGGUGUCUUGCUCCUCUUUUCUGCAGGCACAUUCCUGUGA